Molecule: messenger RNA, 549 nt
Organism: Hypanus sabinus (Atlantic stingray)
Lineage: Eukaryota; Metazoa; Chordata; Chondrichthyes; Myliobatiformes; Dasyatidae
Product: avidin-like
Exons: 4
Coding region: 5-418 (137 amino acids)
Molecular function (GO): biotin binding
Source: RefSeq, a predicted model, not a curated record
CACCAUGCUGCGCAAACUUCCCCAACUGACCCUCCUGUUGGCGCUGGGCAUCGUCGGUGCCUCCUGUUUCACUGUCCAGUCUCUGGCCGGCUGCUGGACUAAUGAACUGGGGUCGACGGCGGACAUCGUGAUGGACGAGGACGGGACCCUGCGAGGCACCUACAAAUCCGCAGUGUCCCGCACUGGGUCGCAGGUUGAGGGGGUUCUAAUCGGAUUCCAGGUCAAUGUCGCGCAGCCGACCUUCGGGUUUGUGGUGAAGUGGACCACAGAUUCGGUCCUGGGAGCUGUCUCCGUGUGGACCGGGGAGAUAUUUGGAGACCAAAUGAAGACCGUAUGGUUAGAGCGAUCGCCUACCACCCUCAAGAACAACUGGGCGGCGACCCUGACGGGGUCGGACAUAUUCACUCGUUGUAAGUAGAAGUGUGGAUCCGCGGACGGAGACGGCAGUGAGCGGGAAUGUGACCCCGGGGAGGAAGGCUCGUAGGGGAGAUGGGUCGCCGAAUGCGAUGGGCACGGCCUCUGCUGAAUACCCGCUGCUUCUCACUUUCU